This is a messenger RNA of Trichoderma harzianum CBS 226.95, 765 nucleotides long. RefSeq names its product glycoside hydrolase family 128 protein. The coding region runs from base 1 to 765 and encodes 254 amino acids. Lineage: Eukaryota; Fungi; Ascomycota; Sordariomycetes; Hypocreales; Hypocreaceae. The record is from RefSeq and is a predicted model, not a curated record. Gene Ontology annotation, biological process: fungal-type cell wall polysaccharide metabolic process. Gene Ontology annotation, cellular component: fungal-type cell wall. The transcript has a single exon.
AUGGCCCAGCAUCCCUUGACUCCCAAUGGCCGAAAGGCUGGAUCUGCGGGUGAUACUGCUCUGGCUUUCUGGAAAGAUCAUUUGAGUUGGUGGCACGACUGGACACCAGCUCCCUCAAGCCCCAAAGGCGCUGGCCUUGUUCCCGUCUCUAUGCUUUGGGGUGGUGGCAACAAUGGGCCACAUGACGCCCAGAGACUGCAACAGUUUCAACAGCUCACUACCACGCCAGCCUACGUUAUGGGCUUCAACGAGCCAGACUGCUCUGGAGCCGACAUUUCUGCCGACAUCGACGUCAACAGAGGAGUUAGCUUGUGGAAUAGCUUGAUUGCUCCGAUGGGCCAGAAAGGAGCUCUGCUAGGCAGCCCAGCCAUGUGUCGCCAGAAAGACGAGUCGUGGCUCAAGCAGUUCAACCAGCAGUCGCUCGCCAGAAGCUGGGACUUUACCUCUAUUCACAUCUUCAAGCCGGACAUGGCGGGCGUGCAAGCCGACAUUGACUACUACUGGAACACGUACCAGAAGCCCAUCUGGGUGACGGAGUUUGCCUGCGUCUUUGACCAAAACAACUUUACGCCUUGCACGGAUCAGAACCAGAUCAACCAGUGGAUCAGCGACAUUGUAGAUUUGUUCGAGGCCAACCCGCAUAUUCUUGCGUACGCAUAUACUGAUGGUCUUGGCUUGGGAACUGCUUGGCCUCCCGUGAAGAGCGAUGGAUCUCUGUCUCAGUCGGGCCAGGCGUAUCUGAAUGCCAUCAGCAGAUACCACUAA